Molecule: messenger RNA, 2278 nt
Organism: Glycine soja
Lineage: Eukaryota; Viridiplantae; Streptophyta; Magnoliopsida; Fabales; Fabaceae
Product: protein REVEILLE 1-like
Exons: 6
Coding region: 515-1825 (436 amino acids)
Molecular function (GO): DNA binding
Source: RefSeq, a predicted model, not a curated record
UUCUUUGUUAUUCUCAUUCUUCCUUAACCUCAAAACCUUAAACUCUUUUCUCUUCCUUUCUCUCUAUCUACCACUUUUGUUGAGCUUUUGAAUUUUGGACAACAUGAUAUUUCACGGAAACUGUUGUCAAGUUUGUGUCCUUUGUGUUAUGAAGUGUUUUUGAACAUCCAUUAUUUUGUUCUUUGCAAAUUCAUGAAGUGGAUUCAGUUUGAAAGGUCAAGCUUUUGCAGUUCAUGGUCACCGGAUCUUAAAAGGGUAUCUUCUAUUCUAAGCUGAAACAGUAGUGUUGGAUAAAAACAAAGAGGCGAAACAGUGUUUUUGUUUGGUGGCGAGAGAAGUCCAUUUGCACAGAAUUUUGUGGAUUCUAGUGUUUGAGGAAGAAGGGGAAGUGUGGAGCUUUGUAAUUUGUUUGUUUGUGUUAUAUAUAUUGUUCAGGAAGUUGUGUACAAAGAAAGAUAAGUUUUACUGUUUUGGUGUUCUGUGAGCCAACCACAGAGGAGAAGAUAUUCACCACAUGGCGAUACAAGGCCAAAAUGCAUUUACUAGAUCACAGGGUGGUCUUCCAAUUGGAGAUGAAAUAUCUUUCAAUUCUGGUGUGCAUUCUGUUGCAGAUAUUCCACUACAUGAUCAGUUAUCUUGUGGAAAUGACUAUGCCUUGAAGGUUAGGAAACCAUAUACUAUCACAAAGCAGAGAGAGAGGUGGACAGAUGAAGAACAUAAGAAGUUCCUUGAAGCCUUAAAGCUAUAUGGCAGGGCCUGGCGACGGAUUGAAGAACAUGUUGGCACAAAGACUGCUGUUCAGAUUCGAAGUCAUGCUCAGAAGUUUUUUUCUAAGAUUCUUCGAGAGUCUAGUGGGAACAGUACAACCUUGGAGGAGUCAAUUGAAAUUCCACCUCCGCGACCAAAACGGAAGCCAAUUCAUCCUUACCCUCGUAAGCUAGUUGAGUUUCCAAAGACAGGAAUUUCCAACUCAGAACACCCACUGAGGUCUAAUUCUCUGAAGUCAUCAGAUUUUGGUCAAGAAAACAAUUCUCCCAAGUCAGUUUUAUCUACAGUUGUUUCAGAAACUGUUGGUUCCUCCGAUUCAGAUACAUCUAGUCGAUGUUUGUCACCAGCCUCAUCCAUUAGUGGUGUCCCCACAAACAGAUUUCCACUUGCUGAGCCCAAAACAUCAUUUAAGGAAGAAGGGUCUGCACCAAGUUCAGCUCAUGAUGAGCAACCUCCUGUGAAACUGGAGUUUUUUCACAAAGAAAGUGUUUCUACCAGAGAUGAUGCAACAGAAGAAUCAUCUGGUCGUACUCUCAAACUUUUUGGGACCACUCUACUGGUAACAGACACAUGCAAACCUUCUUCUCCAACAACGGAGCCGUGCAAACCAACACCUGCGGCUGCAAUGUAUCUUAUGCAACUUCAGAAUGGAUGUUCAGAUGUUACAGAAGGUCAUGCUUCUAUUGUUCCUUGGUGGACUCUUCCCCACAAUACUCCAUUUAUGCCACUGCACAAGGAGCCAAAAGGGAAGCAUCUAUAUUCUAAUCUUGGAGAGUUUGAACAUAAAGAAGUUCAAAAGGAAGGAUCAUGGACUGGUUCAAACACUAGUUCAAUUGAUGAUGGAGAUAACACUGAAAAAUCAGAUGAUCAAGCCAAAAGUCAUGUACAUGGUUUUAGCAAAAGUGAAACUUUAACUAUAUCUGAGCUAAGGGUGAGGCCUAAAACAUGUGGAAAAGGGUUUGUACCAUAUAAAAGGUGCAUGGCAGAGAGGGAAAACCAGUGCUCAUCAGUAUAUUAUGAGGAAAGGGAAGAGCAACGUAUUAAGCUUUCCUUAUAGUACCCUCUUAUUGGCUUUUCUUCAAAGCAGUUUCCCUUUUACAGGUAUAAUGUACCUGUUUCUGUUGCUGGAUGACCUUGCAUGAGAAGAAAGAUAAGGGAGCUGAAAUUUUUUAUAUUUCUACUGCAUUGUUAAUUCUCCACAAGCCUGUGUGUUAACCUAUAUGAGCUUCAAGACUUUGGGAGAAACACUAUCCAGUGAAUUAUCCCACCUUUUUAUAUUUCUUCAUGCCUAGGCCUUUUGUAUUUCUUCAAAUUCUUUCUCCCACCCUCCACUCGGAUAUAUCUAGUGCUUUUUUUCUUUUUAAUUCUAAUUGUCUUUCAAGUGUAAGUUACAUACUUAUGUAUCGCUUAUUAGUGUAGUUGUUCAUAUUUCUCAAAUGAAGCAAAUUAUUAUACUCAAAUCAGCUGAAGUUGAAUAAAAUUGUACUUAGUACUCCUUCCUUUUGUGACA